AUAAGAAAAUUAACUGGUGAAAAUUACUGCAUUAAAGUCUUUUAUACGUGUAUUUCGUAACACUUUAUUUGAUACAAUGGGAAAACGAAAAGCUAGCGAUAUUGCAGGAAAUCCAAAUCAAGAUUUAUCUGAUUUUUUAAUGGAAUUAGCAAAUUAUGAGAGGAAUGUAAAUAAAAAUAUAUACAAGUAUAACGCUUAUCGAAAGGCGGCUGAAACUUUAAGUAGUUUAUCAGAAAGAAUAAAAAAUGGCCAGGAAGCAAGAAAGCUACCUGGGAUUGGGGAAAAAAUUGCCAAAAAAAUUGAUGAAUUUCUUAGUACUGGAAAACUACAGAAAUUGGAAGAUAUCAAUAAGGAUGAAAGUAAUGUUGCAAUUAAUUUGUUAACUCGUGUAUCCGGUAUUGGACCUGCAAAAGCAAAAGAGUUAGUGGAUGCUGGUAUUAAAAGUUUGAAUGAUUUAAAGAAACAUCAGGAUAAAUUGAAUCAUCAUCAGAAGAUUGGCCUUAAAUAUUUUGAAGAUUUUGAGAAAAAAAUUCCUAGAGAGGAGAUUGAACAAGUUGAAAAAAAUAUGAAAGAUGCUAUUACAGAACUGGGUAGUCAAUAUAUUGUAACCAUUUGUGGAAGCUACAGACGUGGUAAAGAGGAAAGUGGAGAUAUUGAUGUUUUAUUAACGCAUCCAACAUACACUUCUAAAGAAAAAGAAUCAAAGAAAAAGAUUUCACUUUUGAAAGAUGUUGUAGAAUGUCUUGAAAAAAAGAAAUUAAUCACAGAUACAAUAUCCUUUGGGCCAACCAAGUUUAUGGGUGUCUGUCAUCUUCCAAAUAAUGACAGUAAGCCAUAUAGAAGACUUGAUAUUAGGCUGGCACCUUAUGAUCAGUAUUAUUGUGCUGUAUUGUAUUUCACUGGAAGUGAUCUUUUCAAUAAAAGUAUGAGGGCACAUGCCUUAGAAAAGAAGUACACAUUGAAUGAGUACUCGUUGAAACGGCUCACACCUGAAGGAACUCCGGGAAAGGCAGAAACUAUUACGUGCGAAGAAGAUAUUUUUCGAAUUUUAGAAUUACCGUACAAAGUACCAAAGGACAGGAACUUAUAAAUAUUCAUGUCAUAAUAAUGUCCUUUCGAUAAAGAAGAUACCCGACUAUUGCCCACACAGUUGUCGUCCAUAAAUUCAUAGCAAGAAGAGAUGCGUGUGAAGGCCAUGGGAUGGGCCAUGACCAUGGGAACAAAUCUUUUGUUAAAAUGUGACCCACAUAAAGAAAAAUUGGGUUUGUUCCUACGAAGAAAAAAUGUAAGACAUAUAAUUUGUUGUGUAAGCAUUGCACGCUCUUACAAUUUACACAGUAAUACGUACCCGCAUAAAUAAAUGGAGCUCCACCCCAAACUUGUUUGUAAUCAACAAGAGUGUACAAAAUUGCAUAUAAUAAGAAAGCAAAACUGGAACAGGUCAAAUCGAACGACAAGGUCAUCAUUUUUUUGCUAACUGGAAUUACUCCAUUAAACUUGGAAAAACCACAUAAGAUUCCAGCAAUAAUACCCUAAGUGUUUUGUUUUAUUAGUACAAAUUGUUUCACUUGUUGACGAAAGUUUGUGUUAUUACUUACCGUUAAUACUGCCCAUAGAAACCAUCUAAUCACUCUACCAUUAUACUGAUAAUACAUUAAUAAAAUCUUACCAGCAUGAACACCCAGAUAAACAA
Osmia lignaria (orchard mason bee) is the source of this 1693-nucleotide messenger RNA. RefSeq names its product DNA polymerase beta. Gene Ontology annotation, molecular function: DNA-directed DNA polymerase activity; DNA binding. The record is from RefSeq and is a predicted model, not a curated record. Gene Ontology annotation, cellular component: nucleus. Gene Ontology annotation, biological process: base-excision repair; double-strand break repair via nonhomologous end joining. Lineage: Eukaryota; Metazoa; Arthropoda; Insecta; Hymenoptera; Megachilidae.